This is a messenger RNA of Gymnodraco acuticeps, 2079 nucleotides long. RefSeq names its product pyrroline-5-carboxylate reductase 1b (gene pycr1b). Gene Ontology annotation, molecular function: pyrroline-5-carboxylate reductase activity. The record is from RefSeq and is a predicted model, not a curated record. The transcript is spliced from 9 exons. The coding region runs from base 167 to 1135 and encodes 322 amino acids. NCBI's taxonomy places the organism in Eukaryota, Metazoa, Chordata, Actinopteri, Perciformes, Bathydraconidae. Gene Ontology annotation, biological process: L-proline biosynthetic process.
AAGCACAUGUCGGAACAGAGUAAAGAGGAAGACACGUUGACACAGAAAGUUGUAUUUGUUUUGUUUUCUAUCGCCGGCACAUAACCGUCCCGUCGUUGACUCACACUUGUCAACUCAGAGCCGCAGCUGGAACAUUUAGGUCAAAGGCGCCACAUCAUCUGACAGGAUGAGUGUUGGGUUCAUUGGAGCGGGCCAGCUGGUUCACGCACUGGUGAAAGGAUUCUCAGCUGCAGGUGUGAUUGCCACUCAUAGGAUCACUGCCAGCUCCCCAGACUUAGAGCUGCCCACUGUAGCGGGGCUAAGGAAAAUGGGGGUGAAUAUGACAACUAGCAACAAAGAGGCCGUCAGUAAGAGUGAUGUGCUCUUCCUGGCUGUGAAACCCCACAUCAUCCCCUUCGUUCUCGAUGAGAUUGGGCCAGACAUCGAGGACCGUCAUCUCAUAGUGUCGUGUGCAGCAGGCGUCACCAUCAGCUCCAUAGAGAAGAAGCUGCUUCAGUACCGUGCCGCUCCUAAAGUCAUGAGGUGUAUGACCAACACCCCAGUGGUGGUGAGAGAGGGAGCUACAGUGUAUGCCACUGGGACUCAUGCAGAGCUGGAGGAUGGCAAGUUACUGGAGCAGCUGAUGUCGAGUGUUGGAUUCUGCACGGAGGUGGAGGAAGACCUCAUUGACGCUGUCACCGGGCUCAGUGGCAGUGGACCAGCCUACGCGUUCACUGCACUGGAUGCUCUUGCAGAUGGAGGCGUGAAGAUGGGUCUGCCAAGAAGACUGGCUGUCAGACUGGGAGCUCAGGCCCUAUUGGGAGCAGCUAAGAUGCUGCUGGACUCGGAGCAGCACCCCGGCCAGCUGAAGGACAACGUGUGCUCCCCAGGGGGCGCCACCAUCCACGCCCUGCACGUCAUGGAGAGCGGCGGCUUCCGCAGCCUCCUGAUCAACGCUGUGGAGGCGUCAUGCAUCAGGACGCGGGAGCUGCAGUACCUGGCCGACCAGGAGAGCAUCUCCUCAGCAGCCAUAAAGAAAACCACCCUGGACAAGGUGCUGCAGCAGCCCGGAGUCACGGUCAGCGGAUCAGCGAACGGCAGAACGGGGCUCAACCUGUUCAACAACCGCGGCCCCAACGUCAAGAAGAAUAACUGAGAACACAGAGGCAGGCUCACACUCACAUCUCACAGGUUUAUACACACAUUGCCACUCAGGCAGGUGGACUGGUCACACACAUCCAAAUUACUUUACAAAAAUGGCAAAAUAUUUAUACAUACUUGAGUUACAUAAAGACUGAAGACCUGUUACACUACAAACAAGCGCAGGUGCAUUCUGGGUGUGUUGCAGGGUUGAUGUCUACACAGGCACACCGAAGAGCAAAAGUGCAUUUACAAUCUGCUGUCGGUAUGUGUUUAACGGUAAUGACCCAGUGGGCCAUCAUGGGAUGCUGCUGCACAGAUGGUUGCUGGGAUACCAUCAAGCUCUUAAUGUUUGUCUUUAAUGUCCUUUUAAACAGAGAUGAAGCCACAAUGUCAAUCAUUCUGUUCCCUUUUUUUUUUUAUACCAACAACAGUAUUAUGGUAACAAAGACUGAGUAUGGAUUUUCUCUUUUGCUUGUUUUGAUUUUCAUAUACAAAAACUACGGACUUGACUGACAAAAUAACUUCCCUGUUACAACAACCUUUCUAGCACAUUAGGAACUUGGUGCCUUGGACCCUGGCACCCAUAACAUAUGUUUCUCUUGCAUAUAAAGGUCAUUCCAAGCUUUAAAUCUUCUCUGAUGUCCUCAUCUUUCUCAAAUCCCUUUGUUUCCUGUUUGUUAUGGAAAUGGUGGGUCUGAACCCCAACGUGAACUGUUAUCUUGAACCUCCUGAUGUUUUAUAAUAUAAAGCCACUUUUUACAUGUUCUCUUGUAAAGGGAAAGUCCUAAAAGAAAUGCAUCUACACAAAGAAUCAAGAUUAUAUGAAGAUGUAUUCGUAUAGAUGUAGUCCGUCCUAAUUUUGUUAUUCGAUCCCCAUUAUUUGAAACGUUAUGUAUUUUUCUUUGUUUGGCAUAUCAACCAGAAAGUUGGUGUCGAUAUUAAAUAAGCAGAAUUGAA